AUGAAGGUGCGAUCAUCGGUGAAGAAGAUGUGUGAGUUUUGUCGGACAGUCAAACGUCAUGGGAGAGUAUAUGUACUAUGCUCAGCCAAUCCCAAGCAGAAGCAACGGCAGGGCAUCUCAACAUUUGCAUAUGAAGGGCAACUGCCUCCUGCCCGACACAAUCGACUGAGCAUUGAGCUGCCUCCACCACCAACGACUGAACAGAGAUCAACUCCAGCAGCGAUUACUAACGAUCCAAAGUCCAGUCAGCGACCAUUGAUUCCAACAGGCAAUCCUGUCGACUUUAGUAAUUCCAGUCCA
Messenger RNA from Ilex paraguariensis (yerba mate), 300 nucleotides. Lineage: Eukaryota; Viridiplantae; Streptophyta; Magnoliopsida; Aquifoliales; Aquifoliaceae. The record is from the annotation of a GenBank genome assembly.